AUGCUAUCACGCGUAGCUUUGCGUUCAGCUGCGGCACGACAGUCCACAGCUCUCGUCCGCACCUCGGCCACGGAAUCCGGUGUCCGUGAUGAGAAGAACUUCCCUCGCCCCGUGAGGGGAGAACCCCCGAAAGUCAGACUCGGCUUUUUACCUGAAGAAUGGUUCCAAUUCUUCCAUUCCAAAACUGGUGUUACCGGCCCCUACGCAUUCGGUGUAGGUCUCGCUACAUAUCUAUGCAGCAAGGAAAUCUAUGUUAUGGAGCAUGAAUACUACACGGGGCUCUCCCUCAUACUUAUGGUGUACUACGGUACUACUAAGUUCGGACCCAAAAUUGCUGCUUGGUUGGACAAGGAAGUUGAUGCUAUCGAAAGCGGCUGGAACAAGGGCCGAGAGGAAUGCCUUAAUGACUUGAAGAAUGCUAUUGAGAGUGAAAAGGAUGCUCAGUGGCGUGCCAACGGUCAGGAGCUACUGAUAGCUGCCAAGAAGGAAAAUGUCCUCUUGCAGCUUGAAGCAGCUUACAGGGAACGCAUGAUGAUGGUUUAUGGAGAAGUCAAACGCCGUCUUGAUUACCAACUGGAGAAAACCAACCUAGAGAGACGCAUCGCUCAGAAGAAUAUGGUUGACUGGAUCGUGGCCAACGUCACCAAGGCCAUUACACCCGACCAGGAGAAGCAGACCCUGGACCGCUGCAUCGCAGACCUGGCCGCUCUGGCUGGGAAGUAG
This is a messenger RNA of Danaus chrysippus (African queen), 723 nucleotides long. The record is from the annotation of a GenBank genome assembly. Lineage: Eukaryota; Metazoa; Arthropoda; Insecta; Lepidoptera; Nymphalidae.